ACGAGGAGAAGAAGAGGAAGAAGGAAGCGGUAAACUGAAAGCAGUUGAAAUGUUCGGACUACUCGGAAAAACUAAACCUGUGAAAAUUCGGGGUUACAGUGAAAACAGAAAGUACGGAGUUGCCGCGAAAAAUGUGAAAGAGCUGCUAAAAAAGAGCUGCAAGCUGCUACAGUUGCCCGUCUCUGGUGCUCAUUUGUGUUUGUAUGAGGACGGAACGAUCGUGACAGAGGAGUUCUUCCGGACUUUGGCAGACAACACUGAACUCGUUCUUCUGUCUAAAGAGCAGACGUGGAGCGGAGUUGCCUGUGACAUCGGUCAGUUGCUGAACACAGACCGGCAUGCUGAUGGCCUCAUCGAAGCGGCAAAGGCACUGCUCUCUGAUGAGAAAUCCUCCAAGAGGCGCAAAAUCCUGACCGACCUGCUGCACAACCUGAAUGACAACUCUGACCUGGAGAGCAGAGAGGAAGAUGGAGACUGGUUCACAGGUGUGGACGCUCGAUUCAAAACAAAGUCAGCCUACAUGAAGUUUAACUGUGAAAGCAGGAUACGAGGCUACAUGAAAGAGUUGGAUGAUGCCACCAAGACCAUACAGAAAGCUAAAGUUAGGACAGAGUUUUUGAAAACAUCAAAGUGUCUGACGGAAAUGCUGAAAUCAGCCCGAUACAACGGCUGCUACUUCGACAGGACCGAAAAGGAGCUUCAUCGCCUUUGCACCAGGGAUGGAUGGUUUACCUGCCAGGGAUCGUUUGACCAGACAGUGUGCCAGACUCUCCACUCCAUCAACCCCUACGGCAGCAGAGAGAGCAGGAUCGUCUUCAGCACCUGGAAUCUGGACCACAGGAUUGAAAAGAAGCGGACGGUUAUCCCGGCUCUGUUGGAAGCUCUACAGAAUCACAAGAGCGCCGACGUCAACUUGGACUACUUCUACCAGCUGCUGUUCACCAGAGAAAACCUGAAGCUGGUGCACAUCGUUUGCCACAAGAAGGGACAACACAACCUGGAGUGCGACCCAAAGAAGAUAUUUAGGAAUGCCAGUGAUGCAAAGAAAGCAAAACGGAAGCCCAACGUGAAGAAACGGCGCUUGGUUUGAGUGUUUUUAUCUCUUUAUGGAACAUUUGUGUUCGUUUCUACGAGCUAUUGAUGAAUCUGAUGAUCACCUUCGAGCACAAAAGUCAGCGAACGAGAUCACAGCAGGAGGGAUGAGGUGGCUUCACCUCGUUAGCGCUGUAGUUUUAUUAACCUGUUAUAUUCCUGAGCCAGCUUCACCUGUUUUAUAUUUAAAAACAGCCCCUGAAACCAUGAAAAACAUUUAUUUAUUCUUCAUGUUGGCAUGGCAAUGAAAAAUACACGAAUCGAUUACAAAGAUGACUCAAUGAACGAAGCAUUCACUCAGUCAGAAAGUUGCAUAGGUGAUGUGAAAAGCAAUUUGCAUAAAUAAGGCAGUAAAAAUAUAUAUAAAAGAUUUGAUUGGAUGGUCAGAAUAAUCAACUUUAUACAAAAUAGGUGAGAAUAGCAAAAGUGCAAUCACUGUUAACCUCUAGGUUAGAUGAUUAAAGUACAUUUUCAGUCAGGAUUAAGUCAUUCACUAAUUACUCCCAGACUUCAGUGUUUUUAACAAUACUCUGGUUUUUGUAUAUAUUUUUAUAAAUGUGAACUCAUCAGGGAAAGAGAUUAGCUGCAUUGAUAUGUGUAUAUACAGACAUAUGUUAAAAAAAGCUGCCAAACAACUGAGCACACGCGUGUUGAGGAGGAAUACCAGACACUUGGUGAUUAAUGACUCCUAAUGAAUAAACUGUUGACAUGACAUUCAUCUGAAA
Molecule: messenger RNA, 1817 nt
Organism: Stegastes partitus (bicolor damselfish)
Lineage: Eukaryota; Metazoa; Chordata; Actinopteri; Pomacentridae
Gene: dffb
Product: DNA fragmentation factor, beta polypeptide (caspase-activated DNase)
Exons: 7
Coding region: 50-1090 (346 amino acids)
Biological process (GO): apoptotic DNA fragmentation; apoptotic process
Cellular component (GO): nucleus; cytoplasm
Molecular function (GO): DNA endonuclease activity
Source: RefSeq, a predicted model, not a curated record